GUAUAUAAAAAAAAAACCCGCGUGCCGUAGCGCGAGACGGCCUCCCCGCUGGCCCGGCCACAGCACGCGAGGCCCCGUGCGAGCCACACGCGCGGCACCCUUCCCCCCAACCCCCGGUGGCAGUGCGUGGUGGUGGUGGUGAGGAGUAGAGGGGGUCGGUGAGUGAGUGAGCGAGCGUUGUGAGAGGAGAAGGGGGGCUGUGAGAGAACGCAACAAACAUGACGUCCUCGCAGUCCGGCCCGCGCCGCGUGACGUCACAGCAGCACGUGGGGCGACGUGCCGGCGGCCAUGUUGGUAGGGGAGGAGUAGGGGGUGGCGGUGGUGGUAGUGGCUGCGGUCAACUUCGGGCGCGCGAGCCGUCGGCCGAGGAGCUCAAUCGGAGGCCGCCGCUGGCUGCCGCCGCCGCCGCCGCUGCUGCUACUGCUGCUACUGCUGCGACGACCAAAAAGAAGGAGGAGGAGGUGGUGGUGGAGAGGUGGAGGAGAGAGGAGCGGAAAAACGGGGAGAGGAGGGGGGCGACUCGAACGGCCAUGAACCGGCAGAAGACGGGUGCCACUCGGCGGCCCAGCAAACCCUCGGCUCACCCACCUCCCGGCGACUUCAUCGCCCUGGGCAGCAAGGUGCAGUCGAUCGACUCGAAGUCCGUGCCGACCCUGCACAAAUCCGGCGCUGGUGGCCCUUUACCCAGUGUGGGCUCCUCAUUGGUGGGAGCCGGCUUGGUGCUAGGCGGGGAGCGCAAGCGUGAUGCGCCAUCCAGCUCGACCUCCGGCGCCAGCCUGGGCAAGAGGCCCAAGCUCGGAAGCCUCAGCGGUAGCGGCGGGGCCCUGAGUGCCCUGGGCCGCCUGGCGGACGCUGCGGACGCCGAGAGGAGGACCAUCUCGCCAUCCAUCCGGGAGCCGUCGGUGGUGCCCAUUGAAGUCCCACCGAGCGCGCUGCUGGACGCCAUCGAGGCGGCGGAGAAUGAGGGGAACGACGAGCGUGUGGACGGGCUCCUGUGCGGCGCCGUCAAGCAGCUGAAGGCGAACCGCGCGCGACCAGACCCCACGCUCUUCCUCACCCUGAUGCACCUUGCCAAGGUCAAACCCAACGUGUUCGCCACGCAGGGCGUCAUCGAGGCCCUGUGCAGCCUGCUCAGGAGAGACCCGACCGUAACGAUCAAGGCCAAGGGGAACCCCCUUGUGUCCGUGCUGGCCUGCAACCUCCUCAUGGCCGCCUACGAGGAGGACGAGAACUGGCCGGAGCUCUUCGUCAAGGUGUACAUCGAGGACUCGCUGGGCGAGCGUAUCUGGGUGGAUAACGUCCACUGCAAGGCGUUUGUGGAGAACAUCCAGACGGCGUUUGGCACCAAGUCGCCCCCGCGCUGCCUCAUGCUGCCCGCGGAGGGGGCGCGCCCGGGCGGCAGCGACGCAAGCGCCGGUGCCAGCCCCCACCUGGCUGGGGAGGAAGAAGACAAGAACCAGGAGCCCCCGGACCUCCUCAUUGCCGAGGACAAAACUUCGUCGGACGAGGAGACUGCGCAGACCAUGAACCGCUACGAGGACCUGGGCGAGAGCGUGGAGGAGUACGUGGUGGAGAUGCUGCGUGAGCAGCUAAAUCGCCGGCAGCCCAUGGACAGCGUGUCGCGCAACCUGCUGCGCCUGCUGGCCGCCACGUGCGGCUACUGCCAGGCGCGCCUACUCGCCGUGCAGAAGCUGGAGAUCUGGCUCCAGAACCCCAAGCUGACGAGGCCGGCGCAGGAGCUGCUCAUGUCCGUGUGCACCAACUGCAACACGCACAGCAGCGACGACGUGGAGGUCAUCUCCAACCUCAUCAAGAUCCGACUCAAGCCCAAGCCCCUGCUCAACCACUACAUGCUGUGCAUCAAGGAGCUGUUGAACGCGCACAAGGACAACCUGGGCACGCUCGUCAAGUUCCUGCUCUUCAACGAGCUGUCCAACAUGCGCAACCCCAACAACAUGCAGGUGCUCUACACCGUGAUGCAGCACGCGCCCGAUGGCGCACCCAAGUACCUGGCCAUGGUGUUCCAGGACCUGCUCGUCAACAAGGAGGACUACCUGCGCGCUUCGCGGCUGCUGCUGCGCGAGAUCGUCAAGCAGACCAAGCACGAGAUGAACUUCCAGGCCUUCUGUCUGGGCCUCAUGCAGGAGCGCAAGGAGACGCAGUUCCAGGAUCUCGACCACAAGGACCGGUUCGUAAUCCAGACGACGGAUCUGCUAACCCUGGCUAUGAUGCUGGGCAUUACGGGGCAGGUGAAGGAAGCCGGCCUCGCUUGGGACAAAGGCGAGAAGAAACACCUGGAUCAGCUGAGGGCCUUCCAGAGGCAGAUCGCAGCGAUACAGCGAGAUGCCGUGUGGUGGCUCCACACUAUCGUGCCCGCCAUGUUCAAGCUGCCCGCCAAGGACUACGUGCACUGCCUGUACAAAGUGCUGUUCACCGAACAGCCCGAGACGUACUACAAGUGGGACAACUGGCCCCCCGAGGGAGACAGGAACUUCUUCCUGCGGCUCUGCUCCGAGGUACCGCUGCUGGAGGACACGCUGAUGCGCAUCCUGGUGAUGGGGCUGUCGCGCGACCUGCCCCUAGGCCCCGCCGACGCGAUGGAGCUCGCCGACCACCUCGUUAAGCGCGCCGCCGGCGUACAGGCCGAGGGCGCUCCUCCCUGCGCACACAUGGACGUGCUGCACGUCGACAGGAUCCAGCUGCUGGAGGCGGUGCUCAACUUGGCCACCUACCACUACCCCGAGAACAUCCACCUGCCCGCUGGGUAUACCCCCCCCACCCUUGCCAUCUCCAACCUCUACUGGAAAGCGUGGCUCUUGCUGCUGGUGGUCACUGCCUUCAACCCACAGAACAUCGGCCAGGUGGCCUGGGAGGAUUACCCCACGCUGAAGAUGAUGAUGGAAAUGGCUAUGACCAAUAACUACGCGUUCCCGCCGUGCACCGUGGGGGACGAGGAGUCGCGGGCCGAGCUGACGGCGCGCGAGCUGCAGAUGGCGCAGGUGGAGCGGCAGGACAUCCUGCAGUUCGAGAGCCACCUGGCGGCCGCCUCCACCAAGCAGACAAUCACGCAGGCCAACAGCCUGCUGCUGCCCCAGCUCAUGACGUUUGACCCCCGCGGCGUGGCGCGGAGACCUCCGGCCAGCGUGGUGGAGCAACUCAAGGGCCUCAACCAGAACCUCAAACUCGGCCAGCUGCUCUGCUGCAGUCGCAGCCCUGACUUCCUACUCAGCAUCAUCCAGAGACAGCAGGGCUCGUCGCAGUCGAUGCCGUGGCUGGCGGAGCUGGUGGAGUCGAGCGAGGGCUCCCUGGACAUCCUGCCCGUGCAGUGCCUCUGCGAGUUCCUGCUGCACGACGCGGCGCAGUCGAGCGGCUCCUCGGCGGACGACGACGACUCCGGGAAGGCUGGCAGUGGCGCAGCCGAGGGCAGCGAGAGCAAGGAGCGGCGGGCGAAGCGUGCGCUGAAACGGCGCAAGCAGAAGCAACUGCUGUCGCGCCUGCGGGAGCUGCUGCAGGGGCCCCGUGCCGCCGAGCACACCACUACCGAGGUGUUGGACUACUUCCUGCGCCGCCUGAGCUCGCAGCAAGCGGCCGCGCGCCACCUCGCCAUCAAGGGCCUGGCGAUCGUCCUGGGCACGGAGACGGAGCGCUCCAGCGUGGGCGAGGACGCGGACGCGACGCCGGCGUCGGGCGAGGACUCGCGGGGCAGCGACGCGGGCGUCCCAGCCCAGCUGCUGCUGCUGCCCGCGUUCCGCUGGCUCCUGCGCGACCUGCCCCAGCUGCCCCUCUUCCGCAGCGUGAACGCCAUGACGCUGCACGCGCUUAUGCAGGCCAUCCACGUGGAGACCGACCCGGACGCGGUGAGCGCCUACCUGCUGUACCUGUCGCAGCACCUCCCUCUGGACGACCAGCAGAUGCACAACAGCCUGAUGCUGGACGUGUCGCACCUGAUCGUGGAGCGGACGACCAUCGUGAACCACCUGUUCUUCGAACGGACGCGCUCCACGCAGGCCGAGUCCGUCCUCUCCGCGCUGCUCUUCGUCUUCAGCACCUACAUGCGCUGCGUGGUGCGCACCAAGGAGGAGGAGACGUACUCGUGGUCCGAGUCUCAGGAUCAAAUCUUCAUCCGCUGGGCGUCGGGAGAGACGGCCACCAUGCACAUCCUGGUGGUGCACGCGCUGGUCAUCCUGCUCACGCUGGGCCCGCUCGACGGUAACGGCGACUUUGCGUACCUGCUGGACGUGUGGUUCUCGGACCGCCAGCCGCUGCCCACUGCCUUCCUGGUCGACACAUCCGAGGAGGCGCUGCUGCUCCCCGAUUGGCUGAAGCUGCGCAUGAUUCGCUCGGAGGUCUCGCGAUUGGUCGACGCUGCCCUGCAGGAGCUAGAGGUACAGCAGCUGAUCCUGUUUGUGCAGUCGUUUGGCAUCCCCGUGUGCAGCAUGAGCAAGCUGCUGCACCACCUGGACCAGGCGGUCACCUCUGACCCCUACACGCUCGAGCACAAUAUCAUGGACAAGAACUACAUGGCGCAGCUGGUGGACGUGCAGCACGAGCGUGGCGCCACGGGCGGCUUCGCCUUCCACAGCAUCCUGGCGGCCGCCCCCCUGCCGCAGACGGACGCGCUGGACAUGAAGAAACCUGGGACAGGGCCCUCGUCCGCACGUGCCGACGCGGUGCAGCCCUCCUCCCACCGGCCCCUCUUCAUCGACCCAGACGAGGACGUGACCGCCGUGCUCCUACAGAUCUUCCCACCGCGGUGCGAGCCGGGCCUCGGCGACCCUGCUGCACGGCAACUCUCACUCGCCCUGCAGAGGUCGUUAGCCCAGGAGGCGGCCACGGCGUCGGCAGCGGCAAACUCGUCUAGAAGGACCGGCGGCGGGGCGGAUCCCGUGACCGCCGGUGGUGCCGCUAGCAGUGGUGGCGGCGGCGGCGGCGUGUCCUUGCGCAUCCUGCAGGCCCUGCAGAGGAUUCUGGCGUCGCAGCACCGUGCGGCGUUUGUUGGAGCCGUGUUCCGCCUGCACAGCCCCGCGUGCCAGAUCCUGCGCUACCUGCGCCGCUUCCAGAAGGAGAGCGGGGACGGUGUGGCGAGCGCCCUCUUCGCGGACGUACUGCUGCAGCUGCACGCGGAGACCGGCGCUCGGCAAGAGGGGCCCCUGCACUCGCUGAUUGCGUCGUACCUCGCUCACAUCGAGCAGGACGGCACGCCCGCACAGCCUGCGGUGGCGAUGGCCCAGCUGCUGGAGGCCGCCCAGUACGGCCGAGACGCGGCGGCGGUGCUGGCGCGCCACGGCAAGGCGACGGUGCGGGCCCUCGCGGCCUCGCCCCGCGCGGCCUGGGAACCACGGCUCUUCCAGGACGUGUGCUUCCGCCUCGUGAGCACGAGCUCUCCCUACCUGGAGGAGUUUGUCCGGCGCGCUGUCGGAGGGGUGGCUACGACGGGCGUCGGCGGGGCCGGCGGCGCCGGCGGGGAGGCCUGCGCCGCCGCACUAACUCGGCUGCUCCUGCUCGAGGUGCAGAGGUCACAGGUCAAGCGGGAAAGAUCGGAGAGGCCCAGUGUGGAGCUGUCUCCCGCAGGGCUCUUCAUCGACUGGCUGGAGCUGCUCAACCCGGAGGUGAUGUCAACGGCGUCGGCGACCGCGGCGUCCGCUACCACCCUGGAGCCCCAGCUGCAGCUCCUUUUCACGAGCUCCAAGAGCGAGAGGGCGGACGGCGUGGGGAUGUCCUCCUUCCGACUGCACCUGCUGUCGCUGCUCACGCACCAGUCCAACUGGUGCACCCUGCACCGCACCGUCGCCGCCCUACUAGCGCCCGCCUCCACCAUCAGUUACAGUGCUGGUGCGGUGUUGGACUUCCUCUGGGCCUGCACACGCAUCCCACGCCUCUGGCAGGGCCGGGACAUCAAGACACCGCGGAAGCGCUCCGCGGAGCGCGUGCUGCGGCUAACGUCGUCGCAGCUGCUGCGCCUCGUCGACCUCAUCGUGGACGAGGCGGCGGAGAGGGACCGCGAGGACGGCGCGGGGGCGGCGCCACCGACGGCGGUCGCGGCGGGGGCGGCCGAGGGCCCCGAGAGACGGGGCGACGGGACCGGAGGGGAGUCGCCGGGCGAGGCGGGGCUGAGCUCCAUCCAGGCGCGGCUCCCGCUGCUGCUCGGCUGUUGCCAGGGCAACUCGCGCCUCCUUGCGGACGUGGCGCAGCACCUCAUUGCUCGGGGCAACCAGAGGAGCGACGGCCGGGCCCCCGGCUCGCUGUGCUCCUCGCUGCUGCUGCAGAUCUACCUGCAGGCGCCGGAGGUGGUGCGCUGCGCCACGCUGCCCGACGCCCUCCUGCAGCACGCCGCCGGCACCGUGCGAGGCCGGGCCUGCAAGCUGGACGCGGGCCUGCACCGCCUGUGCACGUUCCUGGUGGACGUGUCGGACAGCCGCGCGAGCGAGAACCGGGCCAACGAUGCCAACCUCAUCCUGCGCAAGAUGGCCGUCUCACACCCCUUGCUGCUGCUCAGGCACUUGCCCAUGAUCGCGGCGUUGCUGCAGGGCCGCGCUCAGCUGAGCGUGGGCCUCGAGGUGUGGCGAGUGGCUGGCCAGCUGGGGCCCUUCUCCGCCACGCUGGGCCUGCUGCAGCUGCUGCGGCCGCUGGUGUUCGGCCGCGAGCACACCCGCGCGCUGGCCGACGUCCUCGGCACCUUCGUCACGCUCCUGCAGAACCUGGGCCGUUGCGUGCGGCAGCUGACGUCGCUGGUGAACCGGCUGGUGCAGUUCAUCCACGGCUACGUGGCGCAUGACCCCUGCAGCGCUCUCGCCUUCCUGCGCACCCACGCCGCCGCCCUGCAGCAAGUGGCAAGCGACUACAGGGACCUGACCCAACUGAAGUCGCUGCUGGCCGGGCUCUCCCUGCCCCCGCACUCGUCAUCGGGCACCGACCGCCACUCGCUGCUCUCUCGACAGGAAGAGGCGAGCAGUGCCCUGCCGCUGGUGGGCAUGAGCGCCACCCACGCGGUGAUGCCGUCGGAGAUGGCGCCGUACCAGCGCCGGCUCACCGAUUGCCGGGACACAGAGGAUAUUUUGGAAGCACUUGGCGACAUUGACGAAAUGUCCAGAAGGAAAGAGGAGAUCCUCAAAUUUUUCCAGGCCGAGCUGCAGAUGCUCAUGGGCCACGCCGAUGAGGCGUGCCGUGACCUGGCCUUCACGCUCGCCAUGAGGAGCGGUCGCCACAGCCCCCGCUGUGCUCCAAGCUUCCUGCCCGCGUACCUCUACUGCCUCGACAGCGACAACUUCGACGUGGUGCAGACGGCACUCAGGAACCUGCCCGAGUUUGCCGUGCUCUGUCAGGAACACGUGUCGGUGGUGCUGCACCGCGCGUUCCUGGCCGGCGUGUCCCACCAGCUGGACACGAGUCCCGUGGUUGCCGAUGCCCUGCAGAUGCUGCGCAUGGAGAUCCUUGGCUGACGUGUGGGGGGACACGGUACGAAGGGGGGGGGGGGGAGGGCCCUCUCGCGUGUACAGCUGCCGGGAUGUCUGGUCUUUCGAGUAACCGAUUGCUCUGUGGAUUAUCGCUUCAAUUACUGGACUGAUUGGUUAACACGAAAAUAGUUUGGGGGGGGGGGGGGGUGUAAGUUUGCUUUUGUAAUUCUGGCCAGUCAAGUCGAAACAAUGGCACUGAAACUUGUGGCUAAACGUCUUGCGAUGACAGCCAGCAUGUCUCUCUUCGGCACGCUCUCUUCCAACUUUCUUGGCUCAAGUGUGUGCCCUGCUGCACUCUCUCAUCCUACCGUUAUAAUUUGUAUAUAGCUAGGCUACUUUGUAAGAAAAAUUACUCAACCACAUCUCAUUUUUAUCGGCUUGCUUUUGUAAACACGGUCCUGCGUGAUAGGAAUUUGUGGAAUGUUCAUAAAUUCGGUGUAAAAAAUAAAUGUGAAGUUUUGCUUAAAA
Petromyzon marinus (sea lamprey) is the source of this 7922-nucleotide messenger RNA. RefSeq names its product integrator complex subunit 1 (gene INTS1). The record is from RefSeq and is a predicted model, not a curated record. Gene Ontology annotation, cellular component: integrator complex. Gene Ontology annotation, biological process: U2 snRNA 3'-end processing. NCBI's taxonomy places the organism in Eukaryota, Metazoa, Chordata, Hyperoartia, Petromyzontiformes, Petromyzontidae.